AUGGGCGUCCAUAAGAAGACUCGCAAGUUCCAAGUCAAAAAGAUCAUUGGCCAACGGGAUGCUCGCCUCAAGAAGAAUCAAGAGACUGGAAAGGCGGCUGAAACCAAGAAGAAAACAGACGACGAUGUGAUACGAGAAGCGCCUCAAGUAUCGUCUUCCCUGUUCUUCCAGUACAAUACCGCCCUUGUGCCGCCUUACAAUGUCCUCGUCGAUACGAACUUCCUCUCGCACACUGUCCAGAAGAAACUCGAAUUAUUGUCGACGAUGAUGGACUGCCUCUACGCAAAGUGCAUACCAAUCAUCACAGAUUGCGUGAUGGCCGAACUCGAAAAGCUUGGACAGAAGUAUAGGAUCGCCUUGCGGAUAGCGAGGGACGAAAGAUGGGAGCGACUUAAAUGCGGCCAUAAAGGCACAUACGCCGACGACUGCAUCGUUGACAGAGUCAUGAGGCACAAGAUCUACAUCGUGGCUACCAAUGAUAGAGAUCUGAAGAGGCGCAUUCGGAAGGUGCCUGGAGUCCCUAUCAUGAGUGUUGCCCGAGGAAAAUAUGUCAUUGAGAGACUUCCAGAUGCCCCCGAGAAGUGA
Messenger RNA from Fonsecaea pedrosoi CBS 271.37, 585 nucleotides. RefSeq lists its product as uncharacterized. NCBI's taxonomy places the organism in Eukaryota, Fungi, Ascomycota, Eurotiomycetes, Chaetothyriales, Herpotrichiellaceae. Bases 1 to 585 code for a protein of 194 amino acids. Gene Ontology annotation, cellular component: nucleolus; small-subunit processome. The transcript is spliced from 3 exons. The record is from RefSeq and is a predicted model, not a curated record.